AUGCCACACGCGAACCAGUCAUCCGCUAUUCGUAGCGGCGGGACACUCUAUAGCGAGUCACUCGCUGCGUCCCUGCUUAUAGGCACAGAUCCCGAACAAGCAGCGUCCAGUCGGCCAGCUCAUGUUGGCAUCAGUGACCGCGUCAUCGUCGUUCUUCGCGUGCUUGUGGUAACCGCGCACUUACUCUCGCUCGUCGCCGUCGCCAAUGCUGCCGUGCCGACAUGCGCCAGCCUCGCAGCUCAAGCUCCCUCGUUGAACCUCCUGCGCAAUGCGGGCUUCGAGGAAGCUUCCACUGCAGCAGACUGGCCCUCGCCCCUGUCGUCCUGGGUGCCGCUCGUCCCCGGCGGCGCAGCAGCGCAGCAAGGGCAGGGCGCGGGGGAGGUACAGGGGGAGGAGCAGGGGGCGGGGCAGGGAGCUGUGGCGGGGGGAGGGGGAGGGGAGGUUCCUCCUGGGGACCCGUCCGUUGCUGCUGAGGGCGGUCGGUUCGUUCGCCUGCAGCCCAGCGACGGCAGUGGCGGGGAGCUUUGGGGAACCGGGGCGAGUGAGAGGGAAGGGGCAGUGUGGCCGGUGCAGGGACUGGGGCAGCUGCUGUGUGUCGUGGAAGGGGUAGAGCAGCCGCAGCAGCAGCAGCAGCCGCAGGGGAAGUUUUCGGUGUAUUUCUAUGCAAGGGCGCGCGAGUGCAUGAUGGAUGUGUCUGUUGCAGCUGGAGUACGGCCGGUGCGAGCCAUGAUCGUCGCCGUGCCCCUGCCACCACCACCAGCCACUGCCGGCAGCACUAGCAGCAGCAGCAUGGACGAGGGUGAGCUGGGCAGAGCGUUGGCAGCCGCUAUGAGCAGCGGAGAGAUGGUGGUGCUGCAUCAGUGGACCGUCGGCGUUCCCUGCCGCAACAACUCCUUCUCGCUCUCCGGCCUGCUGCCCUGGCGCCAGCACGGGCCCUUCUCCUUCCACCUCCCACCCUCCUCAGCCUCCGCCGCUGCUCUCUCCUUCCCGCCGCAAGGCGUGGCUCUGCACCUCGUGCUGCUCGAGGGCAGUGGGGCGGACAGCGGCGGCACGCCCUCUGGUGGCCCUGUGGAAUUGCCUGUUCCCAUUGACGUGCCCGUUCCCUUCCCUCCGACCUUGCCUGGGGGUGCGUCCGUGACUGGGGGUGCUUCCGUGCCUGGGGGUGCGACUGUAGGAUCAGCAGCAGCGGCGGUGGAAGGUGGGGCGCUGACGUCAGCGGCAGCGGCAGCGGGGAGCAUUGAUGUGGAUCUGAUCACGGUGGCUCCCAGAGGCACAGUGGCCUCCGCUCCUCCAUCCUUCUCCUAUUCCCCACUAACCUCCUCCUCUCCCCUCCUCACCUCCGGUUCGGCCCGCCUCCUCCCCUCCUCCCUGCGCCUCACCCCUCUCUCUCCGCCCCACCAAGCGGGCCUUGCCCUGCACCCCACGCCCUUCCCCCUCGUCUCCCCCGCCACCCCCACCUCCCCCUGCCGCCCCUACUCCUUCUCCUCCUCCUUCUCCUUCCGCCUCUCCUCCCCCCACCCCGCUGCGCUUGGGGCCGACGGCUUAGCCUUCGUUCUCCUGCCCGACCCGACCGUCGGGCUGCCCGGGCCAAACAUGGGAUAUGGCAGGAGGCCUUACCGGCAGGAGGAGAUGUUUGUGGAGUUGGAAGGGGGGGAAGAACAAUUGUGUGAGGUGGAGAAUGGGGCCGUUACAUGCACCACGAUUGGUGGCAGCAGCGGUAGUGGCGCCACCCUCAACAGCAGCUUGCCACAUCAGCACAGCCUGGCAGUGGAGUUCGACACGUCAUCAACCCGUCUGUUUUCGGACCCAACCACUCACCACGUGGGGAUAAACGUGGAUUACAGCAUGACGUCAGCAGGCCAUGCGUCUGUGCACCCCGCGGGCAUGGCCUCGCUGAGCGGCAACAAGAACGAGACGCUGCAUGCAUGGGUGGCCUACAACGCCACCUCCUCGCUGCUCUCCGUGCGCCUCUCCUCCUCGCCCGCCAUGCCCCCCUCCGCCCUCCUCUCCCUCCCCUUCAACGCCUGCGAUCUCUUUCACUCCGCUCCAAAGGAGGACGGCGGGGAGGGGGAGGCCGUGUUGGUGCAUGCGGGGUUUGCAGCCGGCACGGGGCUGCUGCCGCUGCACACUCAGACGCACGACAUCCUCUCCUGGGCCUUCCAGGUCGACACCCAAGCGCCGGGGCCUCUCCCCGUGUGGCAGCAGCCAUCGCUCGCCUUGCCCUUCCUCACGCCAGCCGCGCCCUUCACUGCCUCGGCCUCUGCUCGCCCCGGCUUCUCCUCGCUGCAACUCACCCCGGGCAACCAGGACCAGGAGACAGGCGCCGCCUUCUUUCCACUCCCCCUGCCCCUGCUCUCGCUCCUCCCCGCCCCUGCCCCUCGCAAGGGGAAGAAGGGUGGAAAGACUGAUGUGCUGGUGUGCAAGGCUCGGUCCUUCACCUCGUGGUUUGCUUUUGAGCUCAAGGGAAAAGAGACCAAUGGGUUUGGGGUGGUUUUCAUGCUAAGUACUCGGCCGGGGGUGGGUCAAGGAGGGGCGGGUAUGGGGUAUGGGAGGGAUGCGCAAGGGAGGAAUGCGAAUGGGACGUGGGCGGAUGGAGGGAGGAGUGUGGCGGUGAUGUUUGAUGCCUUUAGCGGCAUUGACCCUAACUAUGCCAUUUACAAUGAUGUGGCAAUUCUCUCCGUUCACACUGACUUUAACGUGACACGGCGGCUGGCUUUUUCAUCUCAGAAGAGAUACACUUCAUCCUCGUUAUACAGCAUGAGGGUGGACUAUACGGCUGCCAGUAAGACUCUAGAGGCAGUGACUUAUAGAGGAGCUACGAGGAUGGGGAGUGUGAAGCUGAGUCUUGACCUGUGCUCUGUGUUCUAUGAUGGCAAUAGCACCACUGAGGGAGUGAUUCCGGUGUUUGCUGGGUUCAGCAGUGCCAGCACGCAGGCAUGUGUUCAGUCCAUCAAAGCGUGGACGUUUCGAUUCACAGGUUCGUAUGAACGGUUCGCCCUUUUCCUCUUUCGUCCAUCAUCUUCUCCUCCUUGUCUCUCCUUGUCUCUCCUUGUCUCUCCUUGUCUCUCCUUGUCUCUCCUCUCCUCACUUCCCAUGCCGCACAGACGUCAACCCAUGCACGGCGUGGGACGUGAAUCCAUGCGGUGCUGGCAGGUGCAGUGCGAGUUCCCCGCAUGUCGUCUUAACAGCACUGACACGUGUGCGCCUGGCGUGUGCCUGGAGGGCUAUGAUGCCUCCUCCUUCUGCCUCUGCCCGCCCUCCUUCUUCCCCCUCCACUACUCUAACCCCCUCAAGCAACCCUGUAACCAAGUGAGUGAGUCUGCUACUCGAGUGCCAUUCUUCCCAGCACCCCCUGGUCUCACAUGCCCUCUGCUGCUCGACAUCUUUGACCUCUCACCUCAAGAGCUGCUGGAGAGCAACAAGCGCAUGGCAUGUGACAAGCCCAUACCUCGUGGGUGGAUAGUCAACGUGUCGGCAUCUGCCAACAAGAGCUGCACCAGCAUGUAUACCGCCAACCAGGGUGACAUGUGCACGUCAAUCAACAGCAUCCUUGACACCAACAUAACACAGCUCAACCGUAACAUUGACUGCUCACAACCUCUCGUCCCUGGAACGCGCAUAUGUGUGGAGAACAGCAGCAACACCCCCACCUUCCCCGUGGCAGCCUGUACGGAUCACAAGGCUCUCGAGCCCGGCCUGCACACGUGCCAGCAGGUGGCGGCAUUUGGCUACGGGUGGAGCAGCAUGGGCUACUCCGAGACCUUCCGCAUCAACCCCGCUCUCUACUGCGACCACCUGCUGCCCGGUGCUGCUGGGUGGGGCGACUCUGUGCUCGACUCGGUGAGUGAUUUGUGA
Closterium sp. NIES-65 is the source of this 3855-nucleotide messenger RNA. NCBI's taxonomy places the organism in Eukaryota, Viridiplantae, Streptophyta, Zygnematophyceae, Desmidiales, Closteriaceae. The record is from the annotation of a GenBank genome assembly.